AUGCGAGUGCCGCCGAUCCAGCUCGAACACCUGCCUGAAGUGUUCCUAUCCAGUAUCCCGAAAUGUGGCGGGUGUCACGAGAUGAUCGUAGACCGUUACGUUCUGAAAGUGUCAGACAGGACGUGGCACGCCGGGUGUCUACGCUGUGUCGAGUGUCGCGCUAUGCUCUCGGGCAAGUGCUUCGCUAGGAACAAUCAGCUCUACUGCACGGAGGAUUUCUUCAAGCGGUUCGGCACUAAAUGCGCUGGGUGCGGGCAAGGCAUCCCGCCCACACAGGUAGUCCGCCGAGCCCAAUCACACGUCUACCAUCUACGCUGCUUUGCAUGUGCCGCCUGUGCCAGGACCCUGAACACGGGAGACGAAUUCUACUUGAUGGAAGACGGGAAGCUGGUGUGUAAGCCUGACUACGAAGCCGCGAGGGCAAAAGGUGACGGAUCCAUCGACGGCGAUGCAGCAAGUAAACGACCUCGAACGACCAUCACAGCAAAACAAUUGGAAACAUUGAAAAGUGCUUACAGCAGUAGUCCGAAACCCGCGAGGCACGUGCGGGAACAACUCGCACAAGACACGGGUCUGGACAUGAGAGUAGUUCAAGUCUGGUUUCAAAAUAGAAGAGCAAAAGAAAAGAGAUUGAAGAAAGAUGCAGGAAGGACGCGCUGGUCGCAGUAUUUUAGAUCAAUGAAGGGUUCUGGUGGGGGUUCCCCCAGACAUGACCGGCUACUCGAUAAAGAUGAACUCAAGAUCGACUUGGACUCCUUUAGUCAUCACGAGUUGAGCAACGACAGCUACAGCACAGCCGCGAUGGGCGCCGAGGAAGGCUCUCCCGCGGGAGGAGUCGGUGGGGCACGGUUCGGGGCUACGCCACCGUACCUGCGCGCGCACUCACCACCUCACGCACACUACCACUACCCGCCCGACCACCUCGUUUAUACAAAUAUCGGACAAGCAAUCAGCGGCGGUCUCGGCACGGGCGCCGGUGGCGCAUCAGACAUGAGCAGUUCUUCAUCACCAGCAGCGGGUGGAUACCCCGAUUUCCCACCGUCCCCAGAUUCGUGGUUGGGCGAGCCUCACCAUUAUUCGCCUCGCGGUUAUCCCUAG
Leptosia nina is the source of this 1098-nucleotide messenger RNA. NCBI's taxonomy places the organism in Eukaryota, Metazoa, Arthropoda, Insecta, Lepidoptera, Pieridae. The record is from the annotation of a GenBank genome assembly.